AUGAGUUGGGACGGUUUCAAAAAAGCUAUCAACAGAGGGACAAACUCCGUAUUUGUUAAAGCAACAGAUAAAGUCACUGAUAGAGACUAUGAAGUUGAAGAAAGAAGAUAUAGAAUCUUGGAAAAAGCUGGAAAGACUUUGCAAGUCGAAACAAAAGGUUACUUGGACUCUCUUAGAGCUGUCACUGCCUCUCAAGUAACAAUCGCUGAAGUCAUUUCCAACCUAUACAAUGAUACCAAAUCAACUGGCUCAAAUUACUCAAGCGCUGGCGACUACUACUUGCAAUGUGUAACUGAAUUCGAUCAAGAAACUGUUAAACAAUUAGAUGGCCCCUUUAGAGAAACGGUUUUAGACCCAGUCAACAAAUUCUCUCAAUAUUUCCUGGAAAUUAAUGAAGCAAUCAAAAAGAGAACUCACAAAAAAACUGAUUACGAACAAUGUAAAAGUAAAGUAAGGAGAUUGGUCGAUAAACCUGCAAAGGACUCCUCUAAAUUACCAAGAGCCGAAAAGGAAUUGGCAAUGGCAAAGGAUAUCUAUGAUGAACUAAACGACCAACUAAAGGACGAAUUGCCUCAACUAGUCAAACUAAGAGUUCCUUAUUUUGAUCCAAGUUUUGAAUCCCUUGUCAAAAUUCAAUUAAGAUUUUGUACGGAAGGCUACUCAAGAUUAGCUCAGGUACAACAAUAUUUGGAUCCCCAAUUAAGAGACGAUUACUCAAAUGGUAGAUUGGAUGAUAGAAUUACUGAAUUGCUACAAAAAAUGUCCUCUUUAACAAUCUGUUCAAUAGCUGCAAAGUAA
Messenger RNA from Ascoidea rubescens DSM 1968, 798 nucleotides. It is a transcript of the gene RVS161, whose product is annotated as amphiphysin-like protein RVS161. Gene Ontology annotation, biological process: actin cortical patch localization; endocytosis; plasma membrane tubulation. Lineage: Eukaryota; Fungi; Ascomycota; Saccharomycetes; Ascoideales; Ascoideaceae. Gene Ontology annotation, cellular component: actin cortical patch; Rvs161p-Rvs167p complex; mating projection tip. The record is from RefSeq and is a predicted model, not a curated record. Gene Ontology annotation, molecular function: protein binding; lipid binding. The coding region runs from base 1 to 798 and encodes 265 amino acids. The transcript has a single exon.